Gallus gallus (chicken) is the source of this 2201-nucleotide messenger RNA. It is a transcript of the gene SYNC, whose product is annotated as syncoilin, intermediate filament protein. Lineage: Eukaryota; Metazoa; Chordata; Aves; Galliformes; Phasianidae. The record is from RefSeq and is a predicted model, not a curated record. Gene Ontology annotation, cellular component: intermediate filament.
AGUACCCGCAGCUGGCGCUGCAGCGGGUGAAGCGGCUGCCGGGGGAGUCUGAUUUCCAGCGCCGUGUAUUAAUAACCCCCACCCGCCUCAUGCUAAGCCCAUGUGCAGCGCAGUGCAGGGGGCACCGGGCUCCGGGAGAGCAAGGGACCUGAUGGCAGAGCCAGAGCCCCCUCCAGAACCGCUGCCGGAUGAAGCAGGAGCAGCCCCAGCCCCCCAUCCUGGGGCUCCAUGCAGCCCAAUAGACCCAGCGCCAGGCCUGGGGGCUGUUCCUGCUCCAGGUGCCUGUGGGGAGCUGCAGGAAGGUGUUGGGGACGCAGCCUUGAACCUCACCAUGCCAGGGACACUGCUGGGCAAGGAGACGGCCAGGGCAGAGGCACCACUGGGAGUGGAUGGAGCAGAAACCCCACUGGAUUCAGAAGCAGAUGAACAGAUCCUUCUGGAUGUGGAUGCUGGUGGGACAGGGAUCCUUCUGGAUGUGGAUGGGGCAGGAAUCCCAUUGGAUGUAGAAGAUGAAGUAGGGAUCCCUCUGGAUGUGGAUGCUGGUGGAACAGGGGCGCUUCUGGAUGCUGAUGGAGCAGGACUCCCACUGGACGUGGAAGCAGAAGGAUUAGGGAUACUGCUGGAUAUGGAUGCCGCUGUGGCGGGACUCCUGCAGGAUAUGGAUGCGUCAGGAAUCCCACUGCACGUGGAUGGGGCAGAGAUCCCGCUGGAUGCAGUCAGGGCCGGGAUCCCAUUGGCCAUGGACACUGACGGGGCAGGAAUCCCGCCGGGCGCAGCGGGGGUGGGGGUCCCGCAGGACAUGGACGCGGAGGGGGCGGGCACCCCGCAGGCCCCAGAGGGCACGGAGCGGCCGUGCCUCAGCCUGGAGGAGCUGGGCGAGUACUUCCAGGAGUGCAUCGAGGCAGUGGAGCAGCUGGAGAAGGAGCGCGACGCUCUGAUCGAGGAGCUGACCCAGCUGCGCGAGCCGGCGCUGCAGGACAUCCGCCAUGCCCACCAGGAGAUCCAGGCCGCCUGCCGGCUGCUGGCCAAGGUGGAGCUGGAGCGGGACAACCUGAGGGAUGAGAUCCGUCAGAUCAAGCAGAAGCUCUUCAAGGUGACCAAGGAGUGCGUGGCCUGCCAAUACCAGCUGGAGAGCCGCCGCCAUGACCUCUCGCAGCACGCGGCGUAUCGGGACGAGCUGGAGAGCCAGGCCGGGCGGCUGACGGGAGAGCUGAGCCGCCUGCGGGAGAGCUGCGAGAAGGAGAAGGAGGCCCUGAGGCAGCGCCUGGAGGCCCCGCCGUGCCGCCAGGACCCGCAGUACCUGCAGGAGAGCCGGCGGCUGUCGGCCGAGUUCGAGAGUUUGGUGACGCGGAGCCGCCGCGGCCUGGAGGAGCACUAUGAGCCGCAGCUGCUGCGGCUGCUGGAGAGGCGUGAGGCGGGGACACGGGCACUGCAGGAGCUGCAGGGAGAGGUGCAGGGCAUGAAGGAGGCCCUGCGGCCCUUGCAGGGGGAGGUGAGCCGGCUGCGGCUGCAGAACCGGAGCCUGGAGGAGCAGAUUGUGCUCGUCAAGCAGAAGCGCGAUGAGGAGGUCGGGCAGUACAGGGAGCAGGUGGAGGAGCUGGAGGACAGGCUGAAGGAGCUGAAGAACAGCGUCCAGCUCCAGCAGCGCAAGAACCAGGAGCUGGAGGAGCUGCGGAGCAGUCUGCACCACGAGCUGUCCAUCUACAAGGGCUGCUUAGAGAUCUACGGCCACCUUUGCAAAUCAGAAGAAAAACCAGACCAGGAAUGUUAGAGAUGAGAUUUCCUCCUCACCAAAGGGCGGUGUUGGAACCUGCAGGGACGGCUCCUCACUGCUCCUCAGGCUGCCCGAAGUCAGCAGCACCGCUCUGCUGUGGAUCUUCUACUGAACUGCUUUUCCACAUGAGCAGAGAAAAUGGUACUUGCACUGAACAACAGACAUGGCUGAAGAAUCACACGUGUAUGUUUUGCUGUGUUUGGAAAAUGUAUCUCGUCCUGUUCCGUAGAUAGAGCAUAUAAACCUGCACAGGGACUGCCAGGGGGCUGAAUGCUGCAGUUUAUGUACAGAAGGGUUUCCUUUUGUAGUCCAGUGGUGUCUGCUGCAUUGCCAUACGCUCCACCGAUGGCCACAGAAACUGAGGUCUGUGGAUAAAAGGUUUCCACUUUAUAGUCUCACACUGAAAAUAAAGGCCAGAGUUUAAGGA